GUCGUCAUAACGAUGUAAUCAUUGGUCGUCGGAAGUACGCUUGCGCGCUGAGCUCGUGCCUGUGCUGAUGCAAGACAGUGCAUGAGAACAGGAGUGCUAACCGUAUCGUCGAGAUUCAACAGCAACAUUUGAUUCAGUCAUAAUGUCAGAAGAUGAGAUUUUAUUCGACCCCUCCACAACAAAAAAGAAAAAGAAGAAGAAGAAGCCCUUCAUGCUCGACGAGGAUGGAGAUGGAGAGGAGGUUCAACAGACUGAACAGAAAGAAACUGAGCCUGAAGCAGCAGAGGAGCGAGAACUGGACCCUGAAGAUGAUGAAGUCAAGAAAAAGGAGACUUCCGAUGAUUUAGAUGAUCUGAACUUCUUUAACCAGAAGAAGAAGAAAAAGAAACCGAAGAAGGUGUUUGAAAAUGACAUUGAGGAGGGCAUGAAGGAGCUGAAAAUUGAGGGAGACCAGCAGGAAAUGAUGCAAGAGGACGAUGAAUUUGAUCUGAUGCUUCCAACUAAAAAAAAGAAGUCAAAAAAAGUGGAAUUUGUAGAGGAAAGUGAUACUGUGGAAAAGGAUGAUGUCAUUGAGGAUGAUAAAAAUACAGAUGGCGUUACAUUCAGUUCACAGUCAGGCCCAGCAUGGGCCGGUUCAGAGAGAGAUUACACCUACGAUGAGUUGUUGAGCCGGGUGUUUAACAUCAUGAGGGAGAAGAAUCCUGAUAUGGUGGCUGGGGAGAAGAGGAAGUUUGUGAUGAAGCCACCUCAGGUGGUCCGAGUUGGGACCAAGAAAACAUCUUUUGUCAACUUCACUGACAUCUGUAAACUGUUGCAUCGACAGCCCAAACAUCUCCUGGCGUUCCUGUUAGCUGAGUUAGGAACAUGUGGAUCCAUAGAUGGAAAUAACCAGCUUGUUAUUAAGGGACGCUUUCAACAGAAACAAAUAGAAAACGUCUUGAGAAGAUAUAUAAAGGAAUAUGUGACUUGUCACACCUGCCGCUCACCGGAUACAAUUCUGCAGAAGGACACGCGUCUCUACUUCCUGCAAUGUGAAACCUGUCACUCACGCUGCUCUGUAGCCAGCAUCAAGACCGGCUUCCAGGCUGUCACCGGCAAAAGAGCCCAGCUUCGAGCCAAAGCCAACUAAUAAAAAGCACCCUGUUCUGGUCUCUUGCCCAGGCUGAUGCUCUGCCCCUCUGGUUGAUGACUGUCCCUGCUGCUCUUCUCUGAAGCACGGUGACCCAAAGCUUGGAGUGAACUGUGGAGGUUUUUGAGUGUAAUCUAUAUUAAUAAAUCUGACUCUGAAGCUAGAAGGGUUGCCAACAGGCUGCCUCUGAUUUGCUUGUCUUACUUUACCUCCUUCCUCCAGAAAUGUUUUUUCUGCAUUUAGCAUAUCUGAUAACCAGAGCAUAUUUCUUGUCUAUUUGGUAAAUUUUUACUUUCAGAGCAGUAUUUGUUUUUCAGAGAAAAUGCAGGGAUAUUAUUGGGUGGAAAAUGAAAAUAAAUUUUGCUAAACGAACCACAGCCUUUUA
Messenger RNA from Carassius carassius (crucian carp), 1514 nucleotides. RefSeq names its product eukaryotic translation initiation factor 2 subunit 2-like. The transcript has 9 exons. Gene Ontology annotation, cellular component: eukaryotic translation initiation factor 2 complex. Bases 143 to 1129 code for a protein of 328 amino acids. The record is from RefSeq and is a predicted model, not a curated record. Gene Ontology annotation, biological process: formation of translation preinitiation complex; translational initiation; formation of cytoplasmic translation initiation complex. Lineage: Eukaryota; Metazoa; Chordata; Actinopteri; Cypriniformes; Cyprinidae. Gene Ontology annotation, molecular function: translation initiation factor binding; translation initiation factor activity; mRNA binding.